Messenger RNA from Microdochium trichocladiopsis, 609 nucleotides. RefSeq names its product isochorismatase domain-containing protein. Lineage: Eukaryota; Fungi; Ascomycota; Sordariomycetes; Xylariales; Microdochiaceae. The record is from RefSeq and is a predicted model, not a curated record. Bases 1 to 609 code for a protein of 202 amino acids. The transcript has 4 exons.
AUGGCUCCCAAGAGACGGCUCGAACGGCCUGCAAUUUUGUACGUGGUCGCUGCGGUGGCUGGCGUGGAAAAGUUCAGAUCCGCCAUCUGGCAGUUUGACAAGAUCGUCCUGACCACACAAAAGCUGCUGCGCGCGGCUAAGAUCCUCAACAUCCCCGUCUACGUGACGACACAGAAUGGUGCCCGGCUCGGCGCCACUGUCUCGGAGCUUCAGCCUCUUCUCGCUGGUGUAAGCAACGUCGACAAGACGUAUUUCAGCAUGUGGGUGCCCGAGAUCUCACAGCACUUUGACUCGGACAAGCCCAGCGAGGUCGUCAUUGUAGGCAUCGAGUCGCACGUCUGCGUCACCCAGACGGCGCUCGACCUGCUCGAAGCUGGCCACAAGGUGUACGUCCUGGCCGACGGCGUCAGCAGCUGCAACCAGCAAGAAGUGCCAAUUGCUCUUGCCAGGCUGCGCGCCGAGGGUGCCACGGUCACGACGAGCGAGAGCUUCCUGUUUGAGUGCAUGGGCGAUGCUGGGAUCCCAGAGUUUAGAGAUAUGUCGAAGCUGAUCAAGGAGACGAGUGGAGACACCAAGACGGCGCUUGGGGGCACAUUGAGCAAGAUAUAA